This is a messenger RNA of Hippopotamus amphibius kiboko, 7349 nucleotides long. RefSeq names its product protein AF-17. The record is from RefSeq and is a predicted model, not a curated record. The coding region runs from base 322 to 3600 and encodes 1092 amino acids. Gene Ontology annotation, cellular component: nucleus. Gene Ontology annotation, molecular function: histone binding; nucleosome binding; 2 iron, 2 sulfur cluster binding. NCBI's taxonomy places the organism in Eukaryota, Metazoa, Chordata, Mammalia, Artiodactyla, Hippopotamidae. The transcript has 20 exons. Gene Ontology annotation, biological process: regulation of transcription by RNA polymerase II.
GGGCGGCCCUGGUAGCUGGGCGCGCGGCGCGGAGGGGGCGAGCCCGGAGCGCGGGUCUCAUUGUUGGGGGGGGGGGGGGCCCGUCGGGGCAUGAGGGCGAGAGCACGGCGGGGGGGGCGGCCAGACAGAGCGAGCGAGGAGGAGGAGGAGGAGGACGCCGAGGAGGAGGAAGGAGGAGGCAAAGAAAAGAAGCGGCGGCGGCGGAGGAGGAGGAGGAGGGAGCGAGGAGGCGCGCGGCCCCCCGCUCCCUCCCUCCCCCCCUGACCCCCGACCCCCGCCGGCCGGCCCCCCGCCCCAGCCCCGGAGGGAGCUCAUGGGAGUAUGAAGGAGAUGGUAGGAGGCUGCUGCGUAUGUUCGGACGAGAGGGGCUGGGCCGAGAACCCGCUGGUCUACUGUGAUGGGCACGCGUGCAGCGUGGCUGUCCACCAAGCUUGUUAUGGCAUCGUCCAGGUGCCAACAGGACCCUGGUUCUGCAGGAAAUGUGAAUCUCAGGAGCGAGCAGCCAGGGUGAGGUGUGAGCUGUGCCCACACAAAGACGGGGCAUUGAAGAGGACUGACAAUGGAGGCUGGGCCCACGUGGUGUGUGCCCUCUACAUCCCUGAGGUGCAGUUUGCCAACGUGCUCACCAUGGAGCCCAUCGUGCUGCAGUAUGUGCCUCACGAUCGCUUCAACAAGACAUGUUACAUCUGUGAGGAGCAGGGCCGGGAGAGCAAGGCAGCCUCCGGAGCCUGCAUGACCUGUAACCGCCACGGAUGUCGACAAGCUUUCCAUGUCACCUGUGCCCAAAUGGCAGGCCUGCUGUGUGAGGAAGAAGUGCUGGAGGUCGACAAUGUCAAGUACUGUGGCUACUGCAAAUACCACUUCAGCAAAAUGAAGACAUCCCGGCACAGCAGCGGGGGAGGCAGCGGAGGCGCAGGAGGCGGAGGGGGAGGCAGCAGCGGCUUCGUCGCAGGCCGGAGGAGCAGGUCGGCCUCGCCGUCCACCCAGCAGGAGAAGCACCCUUCCCACCACGAGAGGGGCCAGAAGAAGAGUCGAAAGGACAAAGAACGCCUUAAACAGAAGCACAAGAAGCGGCCUGAGUCACCCCCCAGCAUCCUCACCCCGCCUGUGGUCCCCACUGCGGACAAGGUCUCCUCCUCAGCUUCCUCCUCCUCCCACCAUGAGGCCAGCACUCAGGAGACUUCUGAAAGCAGCAGGGACUCAAAGGGGAAAAAGUCUUCCAGCCGUAGCCUGAGUCACAAGGGGAAGAAGCUGAGCAGUGGGAAAGGUGUGAGCGGCUUCACCUCUGCCUCCUCCUCUGCCUCCUCCUCUUCCUCCUCUUCCUCCUCCUCCGGGGGACCCUUCCAGCCUGCAGUUUCGUCCCUGCAGAACUCCCCUGACUUCUCUGCAUUCCCCAAGCUGGAGCAGCCGGAGGAAGACAAGUACUCCAAGCCCACAGCAGCUCCCCCUUCAGCCCCUCCCUCUCCCUCAGCCCCAGAGCCCCCCAAGGCUGACCUCUUUGAGCAGAAGGUGGUCUUCUCUGGCUUUGGGCCCAUCAUGCGCUUCUCCACCACCACUUCCAGCUCGGGCCGAGCCCGGGCCCCGUCCCCUGGGGACUAUAAGUCUCCCCAUGUCUCGGGGUCCGGCGCCUCUGCAGGCACCCACAAGCGGAUGCCCACACUGAGUGCUGCCCCUGUGCCUGCUGAGGAGACCCCGGAGACAGGCCUGAAGGAGAAGAAGCACAAAGCCAGCAAGAGGAGUCGACACGGGCCAGGCCGUCCGAAGGGCAGCCGCAACAAGGAGGGCACCGGGGGCCCAGCCCUCCCCUCCCUGCCCGGUGCCCAGCUGGCUGGCUUUACGGCCACUGCGGCCUCACCCUUCUCUGGAGGUUCCCUUGUCAGCUCUGGCCUAGGUGGUCUGGCCUCCCGUACCUUUGGGCCUUCCGGGAGCCUGCCCAGCCUGAGCCUGGAGUCCCCCCUGCUGGGGGCAGGCAUCUACACCAGUAAUAAGGACCCCAUCUCCCACGGUGGCGGAAUGCUGCGGGCUGUCUGCAGCACCCCCCUCUCCUCCAGCCUUCUAGGGCCCCCAGGGACCUCGGCCCUGCCCCGCCUCAGCCGCUCCCCAUUCACCAGCACCCUCCCUUCCUCCUCUGCUUCUAUCUCCACCACUCAGGUGUUUUCUCUGGCUGGCUCUACCUUUAGCCUCCCUUCUACCCACAUCUUUGGAACCCCCAUGGGUGCCGUUAACCCCCUCCUCACCCAAGCCGAGAGCAGCCACACAGAGCCAGACCUGGAGGACUGCAGCUUCCGAUGUCGGGGGACCUCCCCCCAGGAGAGUCUGUCUUCCAUGUCCCCCAUCAGCAGCCUCCCCGCACUCUUCGACCAGACAGCGUCUGCACCCUGUGGGGGCGGCCAGUUGGACCCAGCGGCCCCCGGAACGACGAACAUGGAACAGCUUCUGGAGAAGCAGGGCGACGGCGAGGCCGGCGUCAACAUCGUGGAGAUGCUGAAGGCGCUGCAUGCACUGCAGAAGGAAAACCAGCGGCUUCAGGAACAGAUCCUGAGCCUCACGGCCAAGAAGGAGCGACUGCAGAUUCUCAACGUGCAACUCUCUGUGCCCUUUGCCGCCCUGCCUGCCGCCCUGCCUGCCACCAACGGCCCUGUCCCUGGGCCCUAUGGCCUGCCUCCCCAAGCCGGCAGCAGUGAUUCCUUGAGCACCAGCAAGAGCCCUCCGGGGAAGAACAGUCUGGGCCUGGACAACUCGCUGUCCACGUCUUCCGAGGACCCACACUCAGGCUGCCCAAGCCGCAGCAGCUCGUCGCUGUCCUUCCACAGCACGCCCCCACCGCUGCCCCUGCUCCAGCAGAGCCCUGCUACUCUGCCCCUGGCCCUGCCUGGGGGCCCUGCCCCACUCCCGCCCCAGCCACAGAACGGGCUAGGCCGGGCACCCGGGACAGCGGGGCUGGGGGCUGUGCCCAUGGCUGAGGGGCUGUUGGGGGGGCUGGCGGGCAGCGGGGCCCUGCCCCUCAAUGGGCUCCUGGGGGGGUUGAAUGGGGCUGCGGCCCCCAACCCUGCGGGCUUGAGCCAGGCUGGCGGGGCCCCCGCGCUGCAGCUGCCAGGUUGUCUCAACAGCCUAACCGAGCAGCAGCGACACCUCCUGCAGCAGCAAGAGCAACAGCUCCAGCAGCUCCAGCAGCUCCUGGCCUCCCCACAGCUGACCCCGGAACACCAGACUGUUGUCUACCAGAUGAUCCAGCAGGUCCAGCAGAAGCGGGAGCUGCAGCGGCUGCAGAUGGCCGGGGGCUCCCAGCUGCCCAUGGCCAGCCUGCUGGCCGGAAGCUCCACCCCGCUGCUGUCCGCGGGCACUCCCGGCCUGCUGCCCACAGCAUCCGCACCACCUCUGCUGCCCGCCGGAGCCCUGGUGGCUCCCUCACUCGGCAACAACACAAGUCUCAUGGCCGCGGCAGCUGCAGCUGCAGCGGUAGCGGCAGCAGGCGGACCUCCAGUCCUCACUGCCCAGACCAACCCCUUUCUCAGCCUGUCGGGGGCGGACGGCAGCGGCAGUGGCCCCAAAGGAGGGACCGCUGACAAAGGAGCCUCAGCCAACCAGGAAAAAGGCUAAUUAAAUCCACCCACGCUCCUGCUGACCCCCCCAAGUGGAGGGGCAGAUCCUGGUCUGAGGGGUCCCAGCCUGGAGCGGGCACCUGUGCCCAGACGCUGGAGAGCCCUGGCCCAGAGCAUGUGCUGCGGCCUGGGGAGUGUGGGGUGCUCCUGGUGCCACGGACUGAGACCGAGAGGGGAGCCCCUUCCACCUGGCCCCCCUACCCCUCUGCGCUGGCCCCUUUGUGAGGGGCUCAGAAGGAAGACAGGCUCCAAGCCCGCCUAGGAGCCCCCACUCUCAGCGAGUGUUCUGAGGUUCCCCAGGGAGCAGAGUGGGCCAUGGCGUAGUGGGGGGUGGUUGAACCCGCCACAUAAAACAGAUCAGCACUUGAGUGGGAGAAGUGGGGGGUGGGCCCUGGGCCGCCCCCUGCACGGAAGUCUUGUAUGGAAUAAGGGGUGGCCCUGCUUGACCUGCAGUUUCCUCCCAACUUGGGCAGAUGGCAAGAGGGCUUCCUUGGAUUGUUUCUUGCCGGGCCCCUUCCCCUGCCCCCCCACAGACUAGGGGGCCGAAGACGGGGUAGGAUGGCAUCAGAUUGGGCCCAAGCCUCCCUGCCUCUGGGGGGUGGGCCCCAGUGAUGGGCUGGGGGAGGGCAGGGGGUGGGCGGCCCAGCCCCUCGGUCCCGUGCCCCUUGUUUGCACUAUUGGAUUUAGGAGUGCCGAGGGUGGGGAGAUGGAGCUGCCUGACUCAGAGAGCGUGUAUGCGUGUGCGUGUGUCUGUCUGUCUGUCUGUCUGUCUGUCUCCCCCUGGACCCAAGGCGGCCGAGGGCAGGGACAGGAACAGUGCUCUGAUGAGGCAGUAUCGGAGGGGCGCUCCCAGCUCUUGUUUGCACCCUCUCACCUCACCAACUUUGGUCCCUUUCUGGGGCCCGAGUGGUUCACAAAAACCAGAACCUUACUCCAAUACUGGAGAGUAACUGGGGGCUGGGGGCCUUGAAUCAGGGUGAUAUCCUGCCUUUCCUCCCCCAGACUCCACAUGGUCUCAGUGCUCCCCUUCCCCUCUGAUGCUUGGUCCUGCUUCCCUGGCAAAGGGGAGCCCCAGGGAUUGGGGGACAAGGCAAGGGGGGUAAAGUGCCACUCCUUUUAGUGAAACCUCCCUCCCAGAAACAGCCAGCCUGCCUCCCCGCACCCCACCCGCACCCCCACCAACCAGGGGAGACUUAAGCUAAAGCCGACCUAACAACUGCCCCUUCACCCACCAGCUAUUUUCCCAGGGUGUAGUGGGCAAUUCUCACCUUAAAGAGUCCCCACCUGCCCAGAGCCUUUGGUGGCCAAGGCUGAGAGCCGGUGGGACAGCCCGGAGAGGGGCAAGAUGGAAGCCUGUGUCCGUGUCAGGUGCACUGGGGUCGGAGCCGGGAGGAGUAUGGCCAGCUUCCCUGACGCCCACGUCUAGUCAGUCUCUUUGCACGUGUGGAUUUGUGUGUGUGUGUGUUUCUGUUGUUGUUGUUGGUUUUGUUUGGUUUUGUUUUUAAAUAAAGAAAAGAAGAUGUGUAUAUUUUUGGCAAUGACAGAAACGUAGUGCAGAUAUAUUUUUGCCUGUGCUGCUCAACUGGUUUUUUUCUGAUACUGAAAAUAAUAUUAAUAUUCCUGUUGAUAAGACUUUGUAAGAUGUUAGGGAGCUGAUAAUGGAGGGGGGGUGGGAAUCCUUCAGAAGCGAUUUCUUAGGCACUUGCAAGGGCUUGGGGGGAGGGGGGGAGGCAGUUGUGAUGACCUCAGAAAUACUCACUUCUUAUUCAUGCUAAAUAUCAGUUAGAAAGAAAAGAUAGAAUUCAGCAUUUUAUUCAUCUCCAUCUACCAAGCUCUCUAACUCCCUGCCCCUGAAACACUGCAAAGAAAAAUAACCUUCAGAGAUUCUUAGAAGGGUUGCUCAUUCACACCCACGCCCUUGCCUAAGGCCGGCCCACUUAGAGCCAAAGUCAGCUUCUGUUCCGGACGGCGAGGGAAAUCAGUCCACCCCAAGGCCACUGUGGCAGAGAGUGAGAGGUCCAAGUGACGCAGUGCACUGGAACCAAGACCUCCCCUUCCCUGCAGCACCCAAGAGUCUGGGAUUCUCAUCUCUAAGAGUCUCUGUUUUCUGGCUUUCCCCAGGCCGGGGUGCAGUGGCAGGGAGGCAGGUUAGAUUUGAAGAAGGGACCCAGGCUGGGUAUGGAUUGGUGCUGUCCCUCGAUUUGGGGCAGGGGGACAUGAGAGAGGUGGUGCAUCUCCUCUUUCGUCUGGAGCGCUUCGAGACAGAGCAGGGUCCCAGGCAAGGGGUAUGGCUAUCGAGACCCCACCGUCUGCUCCCAGCCUCAGCCCCUUUUUCUAGGAUGAAUUUGGAUGGAGAGUAGAGAUGCAGAUCUAUAGAUGGCUCUGUCUAGGGGAGGGGAAGGAUGUGGUUUGCAGGGCGGAAGUGGAGUUUGAAAAUGCAGUGUGGAGCUCAGUCUGUCAUCCCCCUCAGCGCGGAGGUGUGAGGCGGUGUGCAUGCAGAGCCGCUGUCUGGCCUUGCGGUCACGACUAGUGCAUGAAUGUCAGAGCUGGAAGGGACCUGUCUUUAGGGGUCUUUUGAGCCAGCUCCGUGCUUCACAGGUGAUAGCUCCAAGCCUAGAAGGGGCAGAGGCUCGGGGCAGAGCCAGGACCAGCCCUCAGGACCCUGGCCUCCUGGUCCUCGGCUCUCCUGUCCCACUACACUGCCUCCGUAUGGCUGUCCAUCUGUCCCUGUGUGUGUGACGUGCAGUGUGCGUGCAGGGCUGUGCCCGGGGUGAGGCGUAUCUGUGAAGCACUGACUGUCUUAAGCUCAGAGCGGAUGGAUCCUCUCCAGAGACAACGACACUUUAAAGAUUGCCUUUUCUUCUCUAAAUUUUUCUGAUUUGUUUGUGAGUUUUCCGCCUCAGACUCCCAGGUCUGUUGCUGCCUCCAGGUGCCCUCGCCUUGAGGCUGACGAGAGCACCCCUGCCCACUCCCGUCCCGAGUUCCGGGGGCAUACUCCUGGGAAGGCAGCCAGAGCCUGGGAAAGAGAAAGAGCCAGCUCUGAGAAAGGGUGACCACCUCCACACUGCCCUUUCCCAAACUGGAAAUACAGACAAGUUUUCAAAGGCUCAGGCUCCCCCUGCCAGCCUCUGGCAUCUUCCUUGGUGUGUGGUGGGCCAGAGUUAAGAGUGGGCAGCUUGUUCCCAGUUCUCCUUUAUCCCAACUUAUUUUCCUGGGGAGAAGUGCUGGAGGUAUUAAGGUCACUUCCAUUGGGAAUUUGCAGGAAAGUGGGGCACAGUACCCUGACUCCCUCCAGUCACCUCAAACCAGAUUAAAAGUGUGUCUGGCUCCCAACCACUUUGACUUGAUCUACUGAAAAGCUGGGGACUGAGGGGGUCCCUUCAUCGCCCCUUGUUCACGCCCUCCAGCCCAACUUGGGACUUAGGUGGUGGGACUGGAGACCCAAACCCUGGCUCCCGGCCUGGCCCCCUCUUUCCACCCCAGCCUGUCUCAAUGUAGCAGACCCUUCCUAGGGGAGCAGGGAGGGGAAGCCACAGUUUGCAAACCCAGGGGCUCCUUUUUCAUUCUUUCUAAAGCCUCCUUUAUAUCCUCAACCCAAAAGGCAGUGCCCCUCCCCUGCCACCUCCAAGUCUGGAAUCGAGCAUAACCCGGAUCUUGUAUCUUUGUAUAACGGAUGUUAUUUGUACGAAGGGCAGUUCGUAAACAGCACUUGUUCUUUUAAUAAAAGAAUGUUUUACAAAAAAAAAU